Messenger RNA from Saccostrea echinata, 1665 nucleotides. RefSeq lists its product as uncharacterized. The transcript has 8 exons. Bases 16 to 1161 code for a protein of 381 amino acids. The record is from RefSeq and is a predicted model, not a curated record. NCBI's taxonomy places the organism in Eukaryota, Metazoa, Mollusca, Bivalvia, Ostreida, Ostreidae.
GGGGUUCCUGUGCACAUGACUAACUGGAGUUCCCGCCUAUCCCCUCUGAGGCGGGAUUGUUUUGCAGAGUCGUCGCUGCCGUCAGUAUCUUGUUCAAAAAUGAGUUGUCCUCUCGAUUCGGAAAGUGAAAGAAUCUUCAGUGAUGAUGAUAGUGUCGUACGUUCCUGCGGGGGUUCCACGCCAAAACAGGCAACAAACGGGGCUUGCAGUACUUCAGGCCAAACUGCAAAGACCCCCAAAAGACGCAGAAUUCUGCCCGCCAUGUUCGAUUCGUCGGGGGAAGAGGAAAGUGACGAAGAAAAUUCUCGGGGUAAUGACAGUUCAAGAGCCAGUAGUGCUGCUUCUACACCGACUACUAGUAGUACUAGUCACCAGCUGCAGUCAAACAAAAGGGUUAAAGUGAAUGAAACCCCUGUUUGUGAACCAAAUAAAUCUACUAGAAGUUUAUUGGAGAAAAUCCUUCUCCAACAAGAUGAAAUCCUUAAACGUAUUAAGGCAUUAGAGAAAAAAGAAAAGGAAAAGGAAGAAACACGUGAAGAGAAAAUCUACGUACCACCAAGUAUACGGAAUGCAAUUAGGGAUGGCUAUAGCGAUGGCCUUAAACGUGGAUAUGCUUGGAUAUUUGACAAAAAGAAGCAGCAAGAUGAUGAAAACACAGAUAUGACCAGUCAUAUUUUGAUGUUCGUCAAAGGCUGGAACUCUGAUGUUGAAGAGAGGGUCAUCCACUGUGGCAUUAAAAGAUACUUUAUCUCAAAGAAGCAGGAGGCAGUCCUGAAGUCCAAGAACAAGCUUCAAGAACAGAAGCAAAAGAGAGUUUUAUAUGAGAGAAAGAAGGAGAAAGCAAAGAGGAGAAAGCAAGCAUUAGACCGCCUAGCCAGUAGGGUGUGGGAGAAUGAAAUGAGGAGGACACAGGUGAGAAACAUUCUUAAGGUGGAGUUUACCUCUAGCGAUGAAGAAUGCGAUGGUGGAUUCAUCACCCAUCCAAUUUCCUGGCAAAGUGAUAAACUGACAAAAGUAAAAUCCCACCUUGACAAAACAUUCUUAGAAAUCUGCUCUGUUAAAAGUAAAAGAAUGCUACAGUCUAGGAGUGUUGGGGCAGUAAACAUCAAGCCAUCUCCUACAUGCCCAGAGGUGUUUCCCUGGAUGGUGAAAAAAGAUUAGUUUGAUUUAUUUAAGGUAUAUAUGGUGUUAUUUUUCUUGUCAGUUCAAAAUUUUGAAGAAAAAAAUCUUUACUUCAUUUUCCAACCUGGAAAAAAUACAAAUACUGUGAAUAACUCUGUCUUAUAUUGGUUCUUUUUUUGGUUGACAACAACAACAAUGGAGACAAUUGAUUGAGAGAUUCAGGACAAUAGAAUACUGGGAUAUUUAUUAAAUCAGAUAGAAUAAUCAUAGGAGCAUGUGCAAGUUAAACAGAAAAAUUAUGAUAAAUACCAGAUUUUGAUGACAGUAGCAUUUACUGGAGUCCACACUGUGUGUGAAAAGUUAAAUUUUGAUAUUCAAAACCCAUUUUGUCGCUAAUUCAUAUCAAAAAUAACUUUUAGCAUUUAUACUCCAUAUAUACCUUUAAAGAAUUGCAUGCCAUUAAUGUUAAAACUUAUUAGAUUCAAUGCUCUCUGUAAAUUGAUGCCAACUUGAUAAAAUCAGUUGAAUAUGUUUUUUAAAAUA